This is a messenger RNA of Nicrophorus vespilloides, 3375 nucleotides long. RefSeq lists its product as uncharacterized. The transcript has 8 exons. The coding region runs from base 1 to 3375 and encodes 1124 amino acids. NCBI's taxonomy places the organism in Eukaryota, Metazoa, Arthropoda, Insecta, Coleoptera, Silphidae. The record is from RefSeq and is a predicted model, not a curated record.
AUGUCAAAGACUACAAGAAAUACUAAAAAAUCAUCAUCAAUCAAAUCCGGCUCCAAAGAAGCGUUACCAGAGAACGUAUUUGAUAUCUACCAUGGCGAUUUCAAAGUGUGCGAUAUUCCGAAGACCGGACCACCAAAACCAGAUCCGAUGGUGGAAUUUCGACCCAAGUCGAAAAUGAUCAAGGAUUACAACAUAGACCAGACGUAUGCCGUUAUGGACAAAGGACCCGUGAAAUUGAAAUACAGAUAUACUGAAGCAGAAUACGAAUUUUAUCCACCUGAUCACGAGUUCUCGAAAGUAUCUGAUAAAAUUCGUUCGCGAAAACAACAUGGCCGUGGUCCAUUGGAAGAGUUGCUGCAGGACGCGUGGGCAGCCGUCGUUGAGAAACACCAAAAGAAAAUAAAGGAAUACAAUAUGAAGAAUCACGAGGAAGUUCGCCUAAAAUCAAUUAAAGAAAAGAAAGCCACCGAAAAGUUGAUGCUGAGAAUACUCGGACCCGCAUGGUACCAAGAGCUGUCACCAAAACAGUGUAAAGUCGUGGAUAAUCUGGAUCAAUCUAUGAAGAGAGAUAUGAAACAUAAAAGCGUUAGCUGCACUAUCGAAAGUUUGGCUUCGUUGGGACUCGUGAAACUCCCAUAUCAUAAACACGUUGAAUUGGCGUUGAGCACGUCUUGUGGUUGUCCGGUAGAAUUUUUAUUAAUUUUAUACGAUUUAAGGCACCCAAAACGUAAUGUGUAUUCGAUAAAUGAGAGGUUAUUGUUAUCGGCAGUCGUUAGGCUUACCCUGAGAUCGACUUUAAAGGAACUUCAUAUACGUAUUCCAUCACCACCCGGUUCACCGAGAAAGGUCAAAAAGAAGCAUGCAAAGGUUAAGCCUGUGCAUUACGAAUCUCCAUACUUGGUUCCCUACACGUUCGUUCCCAAACCCUGGAUAUUCAAUAAAUACCAAAAAGCGGACAAGGAAUAUCCUCAAAGUUUUUUCUUUUCUUACAAAGAGGAGCUGAUUGAGAAUCUAAUUAAAUUAUGUUCGGAAAAUAAUAUAAUUGCAGCUGUAACCAAAGAAGAAGAUGUGGUGGAAAGUAGCGAAAGCAGCACCUCAAAUAUCAGCAGCACAAAAGACGGCUCAAAUACGUGCAAUCUCACAGCAAAAACAGAAUGUAAAUUAAGGAUUAAAGGAAAGGACUGCUUAGUAACAAACGCAGACCCGAUUGAAUGCAAAUUGGAAAUAGAUUAUCCAACAAGCAGCAGCACCCUCAGUAUUUCAUCGACCACAGACACCGACUGUUAUGCUGAAAUGGAAAAAGAAUUAGUCAAGGAAUGGAUUGCAGCUCAGCGCUACUACAAUAAAAUGUUUCAGACUAAAUGCGUUUCAGCGUUGCAUAAAACCUCGAUUUAUAUUCCAUGCUUCUUAAAGGCCCAAACUGAGAAUAGGAAAGACAGUGAAGCUACUAAGACCGAUGAUUCUGUGUCGAUGGUUGAAGAAAUACCCGCAAUUGAAGAAGUGGUCGAACAAAAUAAAAUAGAAUGUGUCGAUACUACAAUGCCGUGUAUAAAAGAAGAACAAGAACCAGAAAAAGCAACUUGUGAUGCGGAGAAUGAAAUAAAAGAAAAUGGAGACGAAGAAGGAGGAGGAGAAGAAGAGAAAUCAUCGUCUGCAGAUUGUGGCUGUGGUUGUUGUUUAACAAACAAAAGCGAAACCGACGAAGAAAGUAUAAUCACGAAAAAUAGUAAUAGCGAAGAAUGUUGCGCACUGAAACAAGAAUUCCCAGAUAUUAAAAGGGAGACAAGUAACACGCUUAAUGUGAAUGUAAAUGAUACGGAUUAUUGCUUCUGCAAGGAUAAAAUUCUCCAAGAUAUCCGAAAUUCCUGCUGCCAAUGCGAGCAGUGCGAAGCUGACAGACGAGCUGCGAAUGCGAAGAACACGAUGAUAAUAGCAGAUACGAAACAGAACGAAGACGGAGAUAAUGUUAAGAUUAUCAGUGGAUUCAAGUCCGAGAAAAUAUGUACUUGCAUGGAGAAGUACAAAGCCAAGUGGGAGAAAGCGGACGCCAUAAGGGACGUACGAAAGGCACAAGAAGCUUUAAAGAGUUUGAAUGAAAAGUUCGUAAUUACUGGGACGACUAUGGGUAAGGAUGGAAAACCCGUAUACAUACUUUCUUCGGUGCAGCCUAAACAAGAAUGUGAAUGUAUAAGAAAGUUGAAGGAAAUUGAAGAAGACAAGAAACGAAUAGCCUUAAUGCCCACCCUACCAGAAGGAUGCAAUCAAUAUAUUAUAACGGGGGUCCACGCCAGACCAGAGGGAAACAUUUACAUACUAUCCGGAGCCAGGAAGAAUCCUAGCUGCUCCUGCAUGAAUCUAUACGACGAAUUUACGAAAAACCAUUCUGAUUGUCUGGAACUGUUCGAGGAGUACAUGAAGAAAAUUAAGCACGACACCGAAGAGUACAUGCAAGAAAUGAACGAAUACUCAGAAUUCAUCGCUAGCGAAAACAUUACAGAACCGGAAGAAACAGUCGUAGAAGCAGAAGAAUUAGACGAAUGUCCGUGUGCUUGCGUAUGCGAAGAAAAUAUGAAAGAUAAGGUUUGCAGUUUGAAUAAAUACAUAGAAGGAAUUAAUGCCGAAGGAGAAUUUGAGAAUGAAGAAGAAUCAGAAUGUAGUUUGUAUAACCUUCCCGCAGACGAGUGCUGCUGCGAUUGCCUAGAGGAGAAAGAAUCGAUAGAAGGACCCUGCGGUGUAACGCCCGAAAGACCAUGCAAAAUAGAAGAAAGUUUCGAAACGAUCGAAGAAAUUGAGGAAGAAGAAGCGGAGGAAGAUCGAUUCAAUAGAUAUAUCAUAUUAAAUAAAUUACCAGAAGAUCCAGAGGAACAAUUGCAUCUUUUGAAGAAAGCAUUAAGUAAACUGGCCGAAGAUGGAUAUCCGUUAGCAAGAUUACCGGAAAUACACAAGUUACCACAUUUCAAACUUUGGUUGAAAAUGCGGUGUAGAAACUUUUGGACGCAAAAAGACAAAGCAAAGUUUAUUCCGACCAGUAAAUCCAAUUGGAAGCACGUUGAUAUGUAUAGGAAAGACGUUCGUCUGCCUAAAAAAUAUUUUCUACUGGAUAAACCGGAAAUGCAGAACUGGCGAUACGCGAAGACCAUCAAGGACUUCAAUAUGUCGACCAAAGAAAAUUUCUACAGAAAUGUAAAAUGGAGGAGCAUCGAUUAUGCGAGACAGCUAUACCCAACGUUCGUGUCCUACGAAUUUCCGACGAAGGCAUUCCGCGAUGUCUUUUACGCUUAUCUCAAUUCGAAUGAGAACGAUGUCACUCCAAUUCGAAUGUGGCUCACCCACGAAUACAGAGAUCAGACAAUAUUAAGGAAACGCUGCAGAUAA